CCACUAUUUACACACUCAUGCACAUACACAGAUUCGUACACUUUCACACACUCACAUGAGAAAAUGGACAAUAAUAUCAAUAACGGUGCUAAAUGAGACCUCGUUUACUUGGAAAGAUCAUCAAGAUAGACGUUUCUUUCAGGGCAAUGAAUCUACUGCAAAUCGUCGGUUAUAUACGUCCCUGCAUAUUAUGUCAUUUCCUUUCAUCCUCAUCUCUUUGGUGUAGUCUUCUCUCGAUCUCGUUAUCUGUUUCCUCCUUUGACAUUGGCUAUGCUGUUGUGGUUGGCUUUUUUUCUUUGUUUCUCUUCCUUUUAUCAAUUCGUAAACGUUGACACAGGGUGUAGCGCAUGCGAUCUCUUAGAAUAAAAAAGAAAAGCAAG
Messenger RNA from Lobosporangium transversale, 380 nucleotides. RefSeq lists its product as hypothetical. The transcript has a single exon. The record is from RefSeq and is a predicted model, not a curated record. Lineage: Eukaryota; Fungi; Mortierellomycota; Mortierellomycetes; Mortierellales; Mortierellaceae. Bases 93 to 332 code for a protein of 79 amino acids.